AUGGAGCCGGAGGGCCGACCUGGAUUGGCGCACCGGGAGCAUCGAGAGCAAGCCUCUCCAAGCGCCACUGAACGAAGCCACACCCUGGCAAAGCGGAAGCCUCGUCGUCGUGUCCUUCGGAGCAUAGCCAUUGGCAUUGCUGCUUCAGUGACUUGUGCCUGGUCUGCAUGCCAAUUAGCGCUUUGUUCACGACCAGGUCAGUUGGCUCCGUAUGGCGCUCAAGUCAGUCUCAGGAGGCUGAACGAUGGACGAUCUCGGCUUCACCGGCUAGUUGCAUCAGCGCUGCUCCCCGGCAAGUAUCGCUCGCUUACGAAGAUUCGAUUGAGAAAGGAGCCAGACACGAAUUCGGAGCCUACAGGUGAGUCGCUCAGUGCAGGAGAGGUGUUUGAAGCCAUAGAGGCACUGAGUCCAUCAGACGAUGGUAUAGGCUACCUCAAAGUGGCCGGUGGCUGGGUUUUCGAUCAGGGCAUUGCUGGGCGAUGGCGCGGCAAAGCCAUUGUUGAAGCAAUCCAGGUGACGGAGCCGACAGCACCGUCACAACCGGAUCCCGUGCCUUUGCCGCGGGAUCUGAGUCCAGAAGGUGUGACGUCUGGGUCGAGCUCCGCGAAAGUUCCCGAGGUCAUCGCAGAGGAGCCGAAGGCAGCUGCGGCUGCGGCUCCCGUGGCUCCGGCAGUUGCUUUGGGCACGGCAAGGGUGGAGAUGGUGAGGCUGCCCGACGAAGUUCUUGGAGCCGGCUUUGAAUUUGUGCGGUUUGAAGUUGCUCAGGGGCGGCAGCCUCUUACCUUCAUGCUCGGCUCUGGCUUUCCUACAAAUGCACUAACCGAGCGCGGGCGAGGGCUGAUUGAUGUCGAAGGUGCAAAGUUCGCUGGAGGCUGGCUCUCGCAAGCCCAGGCUGCCACUAAAGUCAGCUUGCAAGACGUGCGAUUCCUGGAGACAGGUUCCACAUUUGCUGACCUGGGCGAAUGUAGCACUUUGGACUUCCCCCAGGCGCAGCUGGCAGAGCAGCUCGGGAUUGAGGUGCAUGGUAUCUUGGGUAAGCCCUUCUUCACGCAGUAUGAUGUCGACAUUGACCGAUAUCGUGCCCGCGCCGACAUCUACACGCCUGGAGACGCAGCAUCGCAAGGUUUCUACAGCGGUGUGAAGCAUCUUCCUGGCAUAGAGCUGCCGCAGAGCCAGCUGGGGCUCGCUGUCAAGGGAGCUGCUAUGAGUGAAGAGGGCGAUCUUCCACCGACUCCGUCGGCUUUCAUCGGCCUUCUGGACAGCAGCGCAGCCCACACGGUGCUCAAUUGGGAGGCGGCCAAGCUCUUCGGUUUCAGCGGUCCGUCCGAUGUGCGCCUCACGUCUGCAGCGAAGGUCUUAGCCGCAUCUGCAGAUGGACAAGCUGAGGAAAUGCCAGUGACUCGAGUACGUCUGAGCCUUUGCAGUGUUCCGGAGGGAGUUGCGCCAAAGCUGAUGUCCGUUUCGAAGGAGGAAUGGGAGGCGAAAGGUGGCAACGGUUGGUUCUUUGCGGACCUCAGCGGCGGUGACGAGUGCGUAGACUUCGGCGCCAUCGAUGUUGCCAUUGGAAAUCCCCUUGCGCUUUCCGUAUUGGAAGAUUCAAAAAUCGGUCCAUUCAAGGGCGCCGCUGCAAUUAUAGGUCAAGAUGUGUUGUUCCAGGCCGACCGUGUGGUUAUGAACAUGAAGGACAGCCAGAUUUGGCUUCAACCCGGUGAGAUGAAGGAUUCUCCUGAAAUACCAGACCGUCGUGGGCUUUGCAUGCAAAUUCUUUGCCUGCCGUUGCCCGGCACAUGUCAUUGCCAGCCGGAGGGAAUGGAGGCCAAACAUCGAAUUCCUUUGGUGUCUUCGCAUCGGCAUCGGAUUGCCAAGGCGGUUUAUGAUGCUGCGCCAACUGCUGCCUUGAAACGGCCUCCGCCGGAACCGAAAGGCGCAGGCAGCCAGAACAAAGACGCUGAGACCUUCGUCAUUGAUUUGGCGCACCUGUUUGGUGACCCAGAGCAUGCGCUUGAGAAGCUGCGGAAGGUUUCUUCCGUGGACCGUGCCACAUACACUCGCGUUGCGGUGUUUGGUUUUGCCCUCCUCCAGCUGCCAACUUUGAGUGACAUGCUGAAGGAGCUCCCAGAUGUUCAGGAGCUGGUGUUGCCAGACCUGAAGCAGGAUGAAACGUCCCGGCUGCAUCUGAAACAUUUCGCCCUGGAGUCUCAGCUGUCACACAGCACGAAGAUCAUCUUCCUCGAUUGCUUGGAGGUGAGCGUCUCGGAGCUCUUCGGAGAUUGA
Messenger RNA from Symbiodinium sp. CCMP2592, 2274 nucleotides. The record is from the annotation of a GenBank genome assembly. Lineage: Eukaryota; Dinophyceae; Suessiales; Symbiodiniaceae.